AUUGGAAUGCUUCCGGUUGCAAGUAUCCGGUUUUAAAUUCGGUCCCCGUACUUUCAGCUUAAUAUUAAUAGUGUGUUGAAGCAUGGAUAAAAUCUGCCGAAGUCAACUGCCGGAUUCAUCAUCAUCGCCUCCGCUAAGUGGACUAAAUUUCCAUAACUUUGACGAGGAUCUCAUCUCGGAUUUACCGUCAUGUGUUUAUGCAAAUCAUCAGCUUGGAGCAGCAACGGCGACCACCGCCAGCACCGCCAAUCUCCGGUUAAAUACCAAUAGUCUGAGGCAGAUUCAGCAUCAAUAUCUGCAUCAUACUGAUUGCUUGGAUUCAGCGGGCGGAACUGGUCCAUCGCUUUCCAAUACGAUCGGUCAUCCGUACAGUACGGCACCAUAUAAAAUUCAACGCCAGCAAACCAACGUCAGAGAGCGGAAACGGAUACUGAGGUCAGCUCCGAAUGGCAGCAUAAACUCCGCGUUUGAUGAGCUACGUGUGCACGUUCCAACGUUCCCCUACGAGAAGCGACUAAGCAAAAUAGAUACUCUUCGAUUGGCAAUCGCGUACAUUGCUUUGCUGAGAGAAGUUCUUGAAGCUGAUUACGAUCCACUAACCUACGUGGAGAAAUGUCUGCGCGGAGAAAUUAAAGCCGAUCACGCCCAUUGGAAUACGAGUGAUCUGACCGCUCGUCUCUCCUGGAUUAACUGGGAAAAUUUGGGUGUUCAUCCGGGAAGACGCACCAUAUUGACGUCCCUGGCACUGGGAUCAUCAGAGAGCCUGGGAUGUGGUCCACCUCCCCAUCUCAUCUAAACGAUGCAAUGAAUACCGUUUUAAGAAUGGAUGUUUAACGUUUUGUCUUCCUCCAAUGAAAUUCUAGUCAUAGUCUAGGUCUAAUCGUACCAAUAGAUUUUUAUUUUUUCUUUGUGAUAUUAUUUUAGUACAUUUGUUUCUCAUUUUUAUGUCUUGUUGAAAUACAUUUGUUUGCAAAUAAGAAAUGUGUGUCUUCGCUCUAUUACUCAACCGAGAAAUGAUUCAAUAAAUUAUUGAAAAUUAUUUGAUAUUCUAUUA
This is a messenger RNA of Topomyia yanbarensis, 1054 nucleotides long. RefSeq names its product achaete-scute homolog 1 (gene Fer2). Bases 83 to 796 code for a protein of 237 amino acids. Lineage: Eukaryota; Metazoa; Arthropoda; Insecta; Diptera; Culicidae. Gene Ontology annotation, biological process: developmental process; regulation of transcription by RNA polymerase II. Gene Ontology annotation, molecular function: protein dimerization activity; DNA-binding transcription factor activity, RNA polymerase II-specific; RNA polymerase II transcription regulatory region sequence-specific DNA binding. The record is from RefSeq and is a predicted model, not a curated record. The transcript is spliced from 5 exons.